Aspergillus heteromorphus CBS 117.55 is the source of this 456-nucleotide messenger RNA. RefSeq lists its product as uncharacterized. Lineage: Eukaryota; Fungi; Ascomycota; Eurotiomycetes; Eurotiales; Aspergillaceae. The coding region runs from base 34 to 345 and encodes 103 amino acids. The record is from RefSeq and is a predicted model, not a curated record. The transcript has a single exon.
CGCAGGCCGGGCGAAUCAGCAACCCGGCCAGACAUGACGUAUGUUCCGGUCCGCGCGGGAGCUCAAAUGGCAGCCAUCCUUUCAUCCUCGUUUCUUCUUCCUUCCUCUCCCCUGCAAAGGGACCACACCCGACGACCCACCGGAGCUGCCACACCUCUUUUUUUUGGAGGUUCUUGUUCUUGGUCUUGGUCCUUGGUUCUUGGCCUCACACUUUCUUCGCUGCUGUUGUUGUUGCGCAACAGAGUGCCAGGCCAGGCCAGUCGAGUCCGGCCAGUCCACCUCGCUACACGGACGGUUUCACCAUCCGCUCUGCCAGCCCCUCCAUCGCCCCUCGCCUCUGCCUGACCUUUGUUUCCACUCCUUUCUUCUCUUGAAGAACAAUCGUGCUCUUCCCACUGGAAUAACACUACCACGUCUCCAUUUUUCCCAACCUCUAUUUAUAGCUUAUCCUCUCGG